Molecule: messenger RNA, 1445 nt
Organism: Antrostomus carolinensis (chuck-will's-widow)
Lineage: Eukaryota; Metazoa; Chordata; Aves; Caprimulgiformes; Caprimulgidae
Product: CRELD disulfide isomerase 2
Exons: 9
Molecular function (GO): calcium ion binding
Source: RefSeq, a predicted model, not a curated record
GGAUUAGCAGAUACAGCUAAAAAGAACUUUGGUGGUGGAAACACUGCUUGGGAAGAGAAGACGCUGUCAAAGUACGAGUCCAGCGAAAUUCGUCUUGUGGAGAUCAUAGAGAAUCUGUGCGACAGUAGUAACUUUGAAUGUAACAACAUGGUGGAAGAGCACGAAGAACAUAUAGAGAAAUGGUGGUUCAAACUAAAGAAGAACUAUCCUGAUUUGUUUAAGUGGUUUUGCAUAGAAACAAUAGAAGUUUGCUGCCCUGCUGGAACUUAUGGACCAGAUUGCCUUGCUUGUCGUGGUGGAUCGGAAAGACCUUGCCAUGGAAACGGCCACUGUGAUGGUGACGGUACCCGAGGUGGAGAUGGCUCAUGUAGCUGUAACAAGGAGUAUACAGGAGAUUUUUGUUUGGACUGUUCUAAUGGUUACUUCAGUACCUUGAGAAAUGAGACGCAUUCAGUUUGUACUGCUUGCCACACUGCGUGUAAAACUUGUACUGGUUCAAGUAAUAAAGACUGCCAAGACUGUAAAGAAGGCUGGAUUAAAAAUGAAGAAGCAGCUUGUGUGGAUUUAGAUGAGUGUGCUGCUUCUCCUUGCAAGGAUCACCAGUAUUGUUUGAACACAGAUGGAUCUUUCUCAUGCAAAGUGUGUGAUGCCAGCUGUGUGGGUUGCACAGGGGAAGGUUCUGACAAGUGCAAGACCUGCGCAUCUGGGUACAUGAAGGAAGAUGAGAAGUGUACAGAUAUAGAUGAAUGUAACCUUCCUGAAAAGGUCUGCGUGAAAGAGAAUCAAGACUGUGUUAAUACUUUAGGUAGUUACAAGUGCGUAUGUUCAGAAGGGUUUGAAGAUAAGGAUGGAACAUGUGUUCAGACUGUAAAAACAGGAGAGGAAGUAGAGAGUGAAACAACUGAGCCUUCACCUGCUGGACAUGAUGACUUAUGAUCUGCAUUCAGAACCAAAAGACAUUCCUAUCUAAAGUUUUAAAUUAUUGGACUAAGCCUCUACUAGAUGGCAUACUGUGGAAAUGGCAUUAAAUAUGCAGGUUGCAGUUAAGAUUUUUUUCUUUUUAAAUGGUGAUAAACUGCUCUUUAAGAUGCAUUUCUUUAUUUGGAAAAUGCCACUUCUUAUAUAAUUCUUCAAGAACAACACUCUAGAUGGGUUAGUAUAAAAUUUGAAUUAACAUAACAUUAUAUCCAGCAACUGUAAACAAUUUACAGGUUUCUCAUUCUAGUGCCUCCUGAAAACUGUCAUAAUUUGGAAGGACUUUGUUGCACUUCUUAAUUUAAGAAAAAUUUAGACUGAAGUUUCGUGGUUCUUGACAUGAAAAAUAAUUCUGUUACUGAAAUACAGUUUUUAGAAAUUGUCAAAGGGAAUCUCUUUUUGGGGAAAGCACUGUUUCCUUAAAACAGAAUGCCUCAUGCUGCAUUCAAUAAAAGUUUAUUUUGUUGGAA